Molecule: messenger RNA, 1741 nt
Organism: Vitis vinifera (wine grape)
Lineage: Eukaryota; Viridiplantae; Streptophyta; Magnoliopsida; Vitales; Vitaceae
Product: dof zinc finger protein DOF5.7
Exons: 1
Coding region: 460-1479 (339 amino acids)
Biological process (GO): regulation of DNA-templated transcription
Molecular function (GO): DNA binding; DNA-binding transcription factor activity
Source: RefSeq, a predicted model, not a curated record
ACAAUCAAGAAGGAUGUGUAUAGUGGAUCUCUUUGUUCCGCCAGCUCAGUUUCAGAUCAUCUCCUUUCUUUGUCUCUACUCUCUCUCUCUCCCCCUCCGUCUACAGGGAUAUAUAAACCGACUCCUUUUUCUAAUGGGAUCUGCUUCUCUCUCUCUCUCUCUCUCUCUCAUGUAGCUUUCUUUAUUCUAUCAGAUCUAACAUAUAAAUACAGCGAGCUGAUAUAUAUUUCCUAUUGCCUCAAUCUCUCUUUGAUGAAGGUCACAAGAGCCCAUCAACAUCUCUCAAUCUUUCAGCCCCAUGCAUGAACCCAUUGAAUUGAGUAUCUUUGCCUCUGCAAAAGGAAACUAAGCAACCCAGAAAAACACCCACAACUAAUUCUUUAUCCACCUCUCUCUUUCCCAUCUCUACCUAUUUUUCUCUUCUGGGUUUUCUCUUCAAGUCCGUGCAUAAAAUCUCUUAUGAUGUCGCCGGAUGAUAUUCCGGCAAAUCCGGUCAGCAAAGAUGAAACCCAAGGCUCCGGCGGCCGGAAAACGGGUGCUCACAGGCCUCCGGACCAAGUCCUCAAGUGCCCACGAUGUGACUCACCCAACACAAAAUUCUGCUACUACAACAAUUACAGUCUUACACAGCCCAGACAUUUCUGCAAGACAUGUAGAAGGUACUGGACGAAAGGAGGAGCUCUACGCAACGUUCCGAUUGGAGGCGGCUGCCGGAAAAACAAGAAGAUAAAAUCGUCUUCAAGGCUUUCUGGUGAUUCGAAGGAUGUCGGUGCAUCUUCGGAGAUGGGUGGAUUGAAGUUCUUUCAUGGUCUCUCUCCAGCCAUGGAUUUUCAGCUCGGUGGGCUUCCUUUUCCAAGGCUUCAUUCGUCAACACCUCCUGUUUACAACCAGUUUUCAUCAUUUGGGGACAUCUCAGCAACUUCUGCUGCUUCUGCAGCUGUUUCUACUCCUUGUUUCAGCAUCGAUCAACCCGGGAGCUCAAGUUCCUUGAUGGGGUUCAAUAAUCCACUUCCUUCUGUUCUAAAACAAGGGGAGAGUGGUGGAUUUGGAGGUGCAAUUCAGGACAUGGGUUCUAUGAAUGUUCACAGUAGUCUUGCAUCUUCCAUCGAGUCCUUGAGUUCCAUAAACCAAGACCUGCACUGGAAAUUACAGCAGCAGAGAUUGGCGAUGCUGUUUGGGGGAGAGAAUCAGAAAGACAGUAGCGUUUCGUCUGUUCCUCCGGAAAAUCAGAAUCAAAAACUGCAACCCAUUUUGUUUCAGAACCUGGAGAUCUCAAAACCAGAAGUUUGCGCCGUUGGUAAUUCAAGAAAGGACAGCGCCAGUGGCAACCCAGCAACUGAGUGGUUCUUUGACACCUACACACCAGUAACCCCCACCACUACAAACACUAGUACUGGCGGCAACGGCAACGAUAACACAAACCACUGGAAUGGAAUUCAAGCUUGGAGCGAUUUGCAUCAGUACAGUACUUUGCCCUAGUUGAGGAGCAUCAAGAGGUAGCCCAUUUAAAGAAGAUGAAAAGACUGGAAAACAUACCAAGAAUUCUGAAUUCUCUAAAGUCGAAACCCAUCUCCCAUAUAUGUAUCUUCUUGUUUUAUGUGCCGGUGCAGAUCCACAACAAAAAGUAGGGCAAGAGAGAAAAGUAACGUUGUUUUUUUUUUUUUUUCCCUUUUUUUUUAGUUUCCCCUUCUAUUUAUAAAUGUUGUAGCAGGGUGAUCCGAUCAAUAGUUUUCGUUCUUGA